UUCAAGAGCCAAGAAAAAAAGCCUUGUGAGAUCAGAUCAGUGAUCAAAUUACUCUUUUACUGUUAAGUUUCAAAAUGUUCAUAUGUGAGAGGAGGUGUGGCCGGGGGAGGGCAGAUAUCAUGUGUGUGCUAUAAGAGUACAAAUCCACGAGGAGCUUGACUGGACAAAAAGUUUACCUCCCAGGACAUCUUGUGAAAUACUGAACUUGAGCAGCAAACCACACAACAAGAACAAAAGCAGCCAUGAAGUUUCAAGCUCUUUUCUUCCUUCUGAUCCUCGCCUGCAUGUACCUGAGUCUGGCACAAGGCUCCUAUGGCAACUGCUGCCUUGGCUAUAACCGAAAGUUGAAAGGAAAGAAAAACAUAGAGAGUUACAGGAUGCAGGAAACAGAUGGUGACUGUAACAUCAGAGCUGUUGUGUUUACAAUGAAGACGGGGCGGACUGUCUGUGCCAAUCCAGAACAUGCAUGGGUCCAGAAACAGAUUGAGAUCCUGAAGAAGAAAAUGCAGAAUUAGACUACCAAAAGAAUGGGAGAGAGGAGAGCGGCUGUUUGAUCUCCUCAUUGGCCAUCAUAUAUCAUCUCUAACCAGAUGGAUCAGAUUACCUUUCGGUCGAUUCAGUAUUUCCUGUUGCUGACAGAGGAUGUAAAUCA
Scomber japonicus (chub mackerel) is the source of this 652-nucleotide messenger RNA. It is a transcript of the gene ccl25b, whose product is annotated as chemokine (C-C motif) ligand 25b. Gene Ontology annotation, cellular component: extracellular region. Gene Ontology annotation, biological process: cellular response to interleukin-1; positive regulation of ERK1 and ERK2 cascade; positive regulation of GTPase activity. The transcript is spliced from 5 exons. Lineage: Eukaryota; Metazoa; Chordata; Actinopteri; Scombriformes; Scombridae. The record is from RefSeq and is a predicted model, not a curated record. Gene Ontology annotation, molecular function: CCR chemokine receptor binding; chemokine activity. The coding region runs from base 243 to 515 and encodes 90 amino acids.